AAUGGGCAUUUCUUUAUUUGUUGCUUAAUGAUUAGGUCAUCUCAUCUGCAUGAUUGAUUACUCUCUUUUUUGCAUUUAUUAUAUAUGUAUGCUUUAAUUAAUUUAAUUUUCUUUCUUGUUCGUCCACCUGCAAAAUUAAAAAGAAGGUCGUAUUUGCGGUGGAGUGGCUACUAAGUGCAAUAAUGUUGAACAACCUAACCAAAUAUAAUUCAUAACCAUUUUGACUGAAUUAAUAUUAGUUGAGAAGUGGUUGCAUCUUAUUCUUACGUUAAUCGAUUCCACAAUAAAGAGAAAAAGGGAUAUCGAGAUUGGUGCGAGCAGACUACGUUGGCUUGACGGAGACAACUAAUUCUUGAACUAAUCUCAACAAAAUAUAUAUCUCCACACAAACACAACCAACACUUUUUUUCUUCUCUUUUCUUUUUUCAAUUUGCUCCCACAAAUUCUCCUCAACUUUCAUCUUCUUCUUUAUCAACGCCAACAAGAAAAGAGAUGCUACAAAAGGAAAGAAUGUGCAAAAGUAGAAUAAUAAUGCCGUUGCUGGACGUUGUGUUAGAGAGGAAUUCUCUUCCCAUUUCAUAAUAUUCCCUCUCUCUCUCUCUCUUAACCUACUUUAAAGCUUCCAUGAUGUCUUGUUUCAUCCCACCUCACCACUGAAGGAGAAAGAAUGAAAGAAACCAAAUGCUGAAAAGAGGCCUCCAUUAAUCUUCCAAUCACCAAUGAUGAAGCUGCAACAUUCCUCAUUCUCAACAUGUUGCUUCUUCUUCUUCUUCUUCUUCUUCUUCUACAUGGUGACUAUGAUGAGUAGUGAUCUCAGCUCGGACCGCGACGCCCUUCUUGAUUUCGCCUCCGCCAUGACUCAUGCGAGGAGACUCAACUGGAGAAACGCUUCCACACUUUGCACCUCUUGGGCUGGAGUCACUUGCUCUUCAGACGGCAGCCGGGUGGUGGCCCUCCGCCUGCCCGCCUACGGACUGCUCGGCCCUCUCCCGGAGAACACCUUGGCAAGGUUGGAUUCCCUCACCACUCUCAGCCUCAGAUCAAACUACCUCAAUGGCACCCUUCCAUCCGACCUUCUCUCUCUUGAUUCCCUGCGCUAUGUCAAUCUCCAGCAAAACAGAUUCACCGGUGACAUUCCUUCCUUCCAAUCUCCUCUGCUCAAUGUUGUUGAUUUCUCCUUCAACUCAUUGACAGGGAACAUCCCUCAAACACUCCAGAAUCUCACACGCCUCACUGCUUUAUUCCUUCAAAACAACUCUCUCUCUGGCUUCAUACCUGACCUCAACCUUCCAGAACUCAAGCAGUUGAAUUUUAGCAAUAACAAUCUCAAUGGCUCUGUCCCAUCUCACCUGCAGAGGUUCUCUGCUUCUUCAUUCAAUGGAAACUCUAAGUUGUGUGGGAAGCCCCUGCAAAGCUGCCAUGUAGCAUCACCUCCUCCUUCUCCUUCCCCUUCACCUUCUCCUUCGCCUGCGCCUUCUCCUUCGCCUCCUCCUCCUCCAUCUCAAGCUCUCCCCCCGCCAUCUCCUUCUGCACAGACCCCAUUUUCCCCAACAGUUCCUGAAGCUCACAAAUCCAGCAAAAGUUUAGGCACAUCAAGUAUAGUUGCUCUGGGAGUGGGUGGUGCUGCAGUGGCAGCAGUUGCAGCCUCGGCAUUGUUAGUUUUCUGUUUGAAGCGGAGGCGAGCAGCUGGAGGAGGAUCGCUCAAAGGAAACAGGGCUGAGGGGAGAAGAGGCGAGGCGCCUAAGGAAGAGUUUGGGAGUGGAGUGCAAGAGGCAGAGAAGAACAACCUCAUAUUCUUUCAAGGCAGUUCCUAUAGCUUCAAUCUUGAGGACUUGUUGCGAGCCUCGGCCGAGGUGCUGGGGAAAGGAACCUACGGCACAACCUACACGGCCGUCUUGGAGGAAGGAACCACGGUGGUGGUGAAGCGCCUCAGAGAAGUGCUCUCCGGGAAGAGAGAGUUUGAGCAGCAGAUGAAGGCCAUUGGCAAUGUGCAGCCUCACCCCAACGUUGUCCCCCUUCGCGCUUACUACCAUUCCAAAGACGAGAAGCUCCUAGUAUACGACCACGUACCCGCUGGCAGCCUCUCCACCCGACUCCAUGGGAACAAAGAAAAUGGAAGGAUUCUUGAUUGGGAAACUAGAGUCAAGAUUUGCUUAGGAGUGGCCAAAGGGGUAGCACAUAUUCAUUCAACUGCUGGAACCAGACUUACUCAUGGAAACAUCAAGUCUUCCAAUGUCCUUCUCAGCCAUGACUCAAAUGCUUGUGUUGCAGAUUUUGGCCUCACUCCUCUAAUGGGAGUCCCUACAACUCCACCCAGAGGUGCUGGAUACCGGGCACCCGAGCUUGUUGAGACGGGGAGACACACUCAGAAGUCAGAUGUCUACAGCUUUGGUGUUCUGCUCCUGGAAUUGCUCACAGGCAAAGCACCAAUUCAGACACUGGGGCAAGAAGAUGUCAUGGAUCUGCCGCGAUGGGUCCAAUCCGUCGUGAGAGAGGAAUGGACGGCUGAGGUUUUCGACGCUGAUCUGAUCAAGUACCAGGCUAGUGUUGAAGAAGAAAUGGUGCAGAUGCUCCAGAUUGCAAUGACCUGUGUGGCCAAGGUGCCGGAGAUGAGACCUGCGAUGGAUGAAGUCGUCAGGAUGAUCGAGGAACUCCGGCAGCUAUCGGGUUCCGGGAACCAGCCGUCGUCCAGCACUAGUCCCACAUUAUUGUAAUCAUUCAUUGCAUCUCCAUAUAUGGCACCACUAGCCAAAGGAGUUGCAGCUUAUUUGUUCAAUCAUGUAGAAUUAAUGCAAGAAGACAGUGAUAAUCCUUUCUCA
Molecule: messenger RNA, 2819 nt
Organism: Salvia miltiorrhiza (redroot sage)
Lineage: Eukaryota; Viridiplantae; Streptophyta; Magnoliopsida; Lamiales; Lamiaceae
Product: probable inactive receptor kinase At5g58300
Exons: 3
Coding region: 720-2714 (664 amino acids)
Biological process (GO): protein phosphorylation
Molecular function (GO): ATP binding; protein binding; protein kinase activity
Source: RefSeq, a predicted model, not a curated record